CUUCUUGGGAAUCUUGCUGCCGAGGCAGGAGUUUUCCUGAUUUGUGGCAAGACCUGUCACGUAAAAACCAACAUGGUCAUCUUCUCCAGGGUGACUGGAGCUGUUUCCAGUGAUUUUGUCGCCAAAUUUCCUCAGCAUUUUAACUUCAUAGAAAUGCUGGAGUCCGUUUGUGAAGAGACGGGCACACGGAUUGUGAACCAGGGAAACAGCAACUUUGAGAUAGUUGGUGACUGGUCACAGAUGACCUUCGUCCACAGCAUGCUGGAAAACACUAUGGCCAUAUAUGGUGCGGUUGCCAUGGUAUCCAGUGCCUACUCACCUGCUAAAGAUCUAAAGAUAUCACAUAACAAACGUAUGAUGACCCCUGAUACAAACAUCAAUAAUCCCAGUGUGCGGGAUGGGCAUGGCGGAAUGAGUGACCAACCAGACCUGCGGGAUCGGUCUUAUACAUCGGGGAACACAGCUGACCGUUACUAUGAUUCAAGGGUUGGGUCAUAUACUGGCAACAAUGGUGAUCGUUUCUAUGACAGCAGAGGCAGUCCUUAUACACCAGGUACAACAGGUAAUAGGAAUUUCGACAACCGGGGAUGGUAUUUAUAUGCUGGAAACAUGGCUGAUAGAGUACAUGAUCCAAGGGGAACAUCAUACAUGCAAACAAACAGUGGAGAUAAAUUUUACGAUACCAGAGGUGGACCUUACACCCCUGGGUAUAGUGGGGAACGUCAUUAUGAUCCAAGAAUGGGACCAUACACACAGCCAAACAUGAUGGACAGACACUUUGACAAUCGGGAAAGAUCUUACACCCCAGCAAACAUAGGAGAUAGGCAAUACGAUUCAAAUGUUGGACUGCCAUCUGCCAAUAUAAAUGAAAAAAAUCCAAUGAAUGUGGGAGAUAGCUUAGAUCUACCUUCCCUUGGUAACAGUUCAGCACCAACUGGUGGCGAUAUAGAAGGGACCAUAGAUAGACUAGAAACAACUGCUAACAUUGCAGGAGAUAAUCUUGUACAUCAAGGGGAGGCAACUCAGUCUAGCCACGGUUUACCAGGAAAAGAAUUAGUGACAAAUCUAGAUCUACUGAGCCAAAUUAGUGGAGUUCAAGAAGGAUCUGCUAGUCAGAGAAUGACAACUCCAACACAGGUCACUGGACAGAAGGAUGGGGAGAUGGAAGUGAAGAUUAAAGAUGAGCAGGACGAAAGUGUCACAGUGACAAAAAAAUCGCUGGAAACUCCAGAGAAUUCAAGAGACAAAAGGACAUCAGAGUCAGUUUCUGAACCAAUCAGUGAAUCUCCUCAUGAAGCAAGUGAUGAGCAAAAACAGGAUGAUGGGGAUGAGCCAGAUGAUGAUGUAAAUGAAGAAGCAACUAAAUCUGACCAUGGUGAUGCAGACUACCAUUUAGAUUCCGACACAGAACAGUCUGAAGAAGUUGAGAAUUUUGAUUCUGAGGUGUCUGAAGAAAGUAUAGUAUCUGUGAAGGUGAAAAAAAGGAAAUACAGGAAGCGGAGGGUUGAAAGGCCACCAAAGCGGUACACCAAAAUGAAAAAAAUGAAAAAAAACAUGCUAAAACAAGAAACAUCUAUGGAGGGCAAAAGAAAGCGUGGUCGACCCAGAAAAAACACAGGCCCUGAUACCAAUAUAAAGUGUCCUGAGUGUGAAUUCAUUGCCAAGGAUAGAAAAAGUUUGUAUGCACACAAUCGAAGAGCUCAUCUAAAUGUAGCAACGAACUGCAAUAUUUGUGGGAAAUUGUACCCUAGUCUUUUUGAUAUGAAGAGACAUCGCAUAUUGAUUCAUAAUCCUCCCAAGUAUUGUUGCGACAUUUGUGGCAAGCGCUAUAAAGUCAACACAAGUUUAAAACUUCAUGUCAAAUCCCAUGAACCGGGCUAUGUGAAGCCUAUAUAUCCUUGCUCAUCUUGUGAUAAGUCUUUCGCUAACCCCAGCCUUCUCCGAACACACUCUCGACGAAAACAUGAACCUGAGUCGGAGUUUGAUCGUGAAGUCAGGGAGGUGAAGCACUUUUGUUAUAUCUGUCAUAAAACAUUUUCUUCCAAAGCAGCAUUACAAGAACACACCAAAAUCAUCCACAUGAGAAUUUAUGACCACCAGUGUGAUCAGUGUGGUAAGGUGUUUGGGUAUGAGAAGUCUCUAGCCACACACAAGCUCAUCCACUCCUCAGCCAAGAACUUUGUGUGCAAAAUCUGCGGUAAAGCCUUCAAGCAGAAGUCAUGCAUGACCAUCCACCAGGCAAUUCACAUGGAGAAGAAGUUCUUGUGUGGACACUGUGGUCGUGGCUUUACUCAACGUCAGUCACUCAGGCGCCACGAAAUUAUCCACCGUGGAGAGAAGCCAUACUCGUGUAAGCUUUGUGGUCAGGCAUUUAACUCAAUCUCUACCAUCCGUCGUCACGUCAUCCUUGUACACAAGCUUCAGAAAGACUCCAGUGUGUGGCGCGAGGACAUUGUUGUGGACACAGAACUUCUCGCCAGUAUCACAACAUAACCCAUAUAUAGCCCGGUCCAUAUAUAUUCACAGCAUUAGCUUACAAGUAGAUGUCGACAGCUUAUACCUAAGUUGACAACUUCUCAUCAGCAUUACAACACAGUGAUUGUAUAUGUGCUUACAAGGUUUUUCUAUCAAAACAGCAAAAACUUUAAAGGGACCCCUAUUAUUUGACAGUUUUGUCCCAUAUUCCAAUGUGUAACCGAUCACUUGCUUGGGACACCCGUUAGACCCUUAAUGCCUAAACUUGUGUUAAUGCAUCAAUAUAACAUGCAUUACACAUAUAAGUGUGUAUAUGCUUAUUGCCUCAAUUUUGGAAUUAUAGUGUACCAAUUAGCAGUCCAGCACCUCACUAACACAGCCUGUACACAGUGUGAUUCACAUUAUAAUCUACACCUAAUAGUUCUCACUGUGAAUUAGAUGUUAACCAAGAUUGUGAAUUAGACGUUGUAAACCAAUUUAUUUUUUCUUGAACAAAGAUUUUUUUUAUAAAAAAGAAGAUUAAAUAUGAUGCGUAAGCUGUAAUUGUGCAUCUAUUAAAUAUGUGGAUUAGUACCCAGUAUUUUAAAAUGUAUUUUCUUAUAAAUAACAGGAUUUUGUAAGUGCUUUAACAUUCUGUGUAAAAACCUUUUGGAUGAAGUGGAUUCAACAUAAGGCUCAUACAGAAAUUAUGUUUGGCCAUAUUGUAACAUUAGGCAAAAUUGUCUCCAGAUUGAACUUACAAACCGAUAUUACCUAUAUAGCUAGCUGAGACCAAAUUGGCAUCCUACCAAGGCAAUCUAAUUUAACAUGGUCCUUCAUUUUUGUUAGUGACUGAAGAAUUAAGAUGUUGGAUAUUUUAUGGUUUGUGUAUCAUAAAUUCUAUGCAAAGUAUACAUACAUGCAUGUAAUCUGUAAACCUUUAUUCUUCACACUUUUUUUGUGGUUUUUGCUUUGAAUUGAAAUUUGUUUGUGAAAGUGACAUUUUUAAUUUAGAUCUAAGUCUAUGUACUAUAGAAACUAUUUAAACUGUAAACUGUAAAGGUACUCUGGACUAUCUUACUAUCAUCAAAGGUGUUACAGUUGUCCCAAAUAUUUCAACUUCUUGUGGUUGCAGAUAUAUCUUAAUCACAUGGGGAUUGUCAAUAUUAUCAUUGUGCAUCAACGUUUAUUAUAAAUGUCUAUAUACAAUGUAUAUAUAAGAUAGGAUCCAAGUUAGCUGAAAAUUGAAAAUUCCCCCAUAGAAAAUUUGAUUGGGAUGGUUAAAAAGGUAAACAAAAAAAGCACCUUUUUUUUCAGUAAACUCAACAACGCCCCUCCCCCUCCUUUUAUACACCUGUCUUCCUGUCUCUUCAAGGUAUUCAUAAUAUACCAUUGCCUUUCCAUCUGUGCCAUUUAUGAAGUACAAUGUGCUUCAGUGUCUUCUUCAAUAAUUCCCUAAAAAUGGAAAAAUAAUUAAAGUACAAAAACCAUGAAUUCAAGUUACAUACUUUCAAUUCUUGAAUAGUGGUUACGCUAUCAAUUCCUGACCGCAUAUGCCUGCAACAUGCAGGUCCAUGCAUUUUAUCAUUUAGACUACACAGAGAAUGUGCUACAUGAUGAAAUCUGUGAUAAUCUGUUGGAGCAUCUCCUUCUUCUCCUUUUUUUUUUAAAAAGUUAAACAUAUAUUGAUGAAACUGCAUAGACAUUGUACCAUUACUCCAUGUCGACCUAGCUGUCACCUGAUCUUGAAGUUUCAAAUAAAUUCAUUGCUUCAAAUAUAAAAGCAUAACAAAUCUUCCAUUAAUGAUGUGUUUCAUAACAUUUUUAGGCCCUUGCUUCAUUUCCUAUUUAAAGCUUGAGGCUUGAAAUUGAAAUUGAAGGUCAAAAUGGUUUCGUCUGGCAUAAGGACAUAAUUUCUUAUAUUACAGAAGAUAUUCUAAUGACGCUCUGCUCUUACACUAUCUGUAGCAUUACUUUUGGAAAGAUGUUGUGUGUUUUGGAAACGUUUCAUAUUUGUCAAUAUUUGAUCAGUUUGAGUUCUAUUUGACAUAUUUUCCCUGAUUAACCCCUCUGACAAUCACCAGACUUGGGUAUGGGGGUACAUAGCAGAGGGCUUCCUGUCACAGUUUACCACAGCAUGCAAAUUUUAAUAAAACAUAUACAUAUAUCUAUCUACAAUAAGCUCCCUGUCUACUAGAAGAGCUUACUGUUUGAACAUUUUAAACACCAUAUUUUGCUACCUACAUUGCAUAUCUGUGACUUCAAAAAUAGUAACCAUUUAAUUGUUUUGUUUAUUCCUAUCAUACAUUUAUUUUAUAUAGAUAAAUACCAUAUAUUGCCUAAACUUGAGAACCUGACAAUGGAUUAAGAUUUUUAUAAUUUUCUGUGCUAUUGCAUUAUUAUUCUAUAUUCUGAUUUUAUUUACACAUCAGAAGUUGUAACUGUAUACAUGUAUCUAUACUGUAAACGUAGAAUGAGAUUUUUCACUGCAAGUUUCUUGUCACUGCAUGUUUCCUAGCUGAUUCCUUUAGUUGUUAUUUUUUGGCAAACACUCGAGUCUAUCAGAUGUAUAUAUUUCUGUAGAAGAAUUAUGCAGAAAUCUACAGUGUGUUUUUUAAAGUGCAUAUAGGCCCAACACAUAAAUUGCAAUGUAAAACAUUAUGAGAAGUGUUUGGUGUGUCACAGAUCUUUGUGUUAUGACCUUACAUUACCAGGAAUUAUUCCGUAGCUAACACCAGAAGUUUCAGAUACCAGUUAAGUGAUAUUGGUUGUCAUUCAUACAUGGACAUGGUGCUAUUCUGUUUUCAAAACCAGAUACAAUAUGUAUUUUAGAAAAGCAGGUGAAGGACCAUUCUGAUCAUUCACUUUAAUGUAUGUAUAUAUAAUGUGGCAAUAUUUUUACUUUGGAAUAUCUUUCAUCCAUCUGUCUGUCAUCCGUCCAUCAACAUUUUCUCAAAAUGACCUUCUGGACCACAGAAUGGAAUUUUAACACUCCCCCAACCUCCUUUAACCAGCUAUUCAACUAAUGGGAAUGAAGGGACAAAUACAUACGUGUAUGCUAUGGGGAUUGGCUGCAGGGUCUGCUCAUAAUCACCUGGGGACUAUGGUCAUGAAAUGGAAACAGUGAGAUCCCCAACCAAUAACUAUAUACAUUGUACACAAUUUCUGAACAUGAAGAGAUACAUGUACAUAUAUGUAUGUAACCAGGAUUUGCCCUGGGGUCUUGCCUUACCUCAGAGGACUUGGAACCAUAAGUCAUGGAAUGCAAACAUUUAAGAUUCCCACCCAAUAACUUUACAAAUUCAAGGUAUGAACAGAUGAACAUGAUCAUACUGUUAGAAUUGGCCCCGAGAUCUGACCCUGCUCCGAGGGACUUUAAAGCCUUUGAUCAUAUUAUAACAUAAAAACUGUUCAGAUUCCCACCCAAUAACCACUGCUUGCUUGCAGGCAUUAAAGAAUUGUAAACAGACAUGCUGACAGGAUAAGCUCCAGGGUAUGGCCCUUCCCCUUGAGACAUUUAUUAUUUGCAAUAAUUAAGAGGGUAUGUUGCACUGAUUGCUUAAGUGUCCAGGAGAACAAUAGCAACAAUUGUGGCUUUUUGUUUUGCACUUAAAUAUGUAAAAAUAAAAUACACUUCGUGGGAUCUGAGAUAUUUGCUGCAACAGUAUUUGACCCUAUAUAAUAUUAAUUAAUGAAUGGUUAUUGACAAGUUUGUCAAAUUCUGUUGAAUCUAGCCUAUGCUUUGUUUUGGGCCAUAUGUAUACAAAUAACUAUGUUGUUCUAAGACAUAGAGAUGCAGGAUGGCUUUAUUAUGCAUCUAAGUGUAACAUUUCAAUCAUUGAUAUGGAGUGUUUGUUAAAAGGAAAUAUACAAUGUAUGUAUUAUAUUCAUAUGUGCUAUGAUUACUGUCUACAUCUACAUUUACUGUGUACCUAUAUAUGCAUAUAUGCUUGAUAUAAUCUUUUAGUUUGGUGUGAACUAGCUCUCAUGUCAUUUAAUUACAUGCACUUUGCAUUAGAGGACAUGUAUUGUACAAUGAAAUAAACAAAACAUAUGAACAAA
Messenger RNA from Mizuhopecten yessoensis (Yesso scallop), 6516 nucleotides. RefSeq names its product zinc finger protein 415-like. The transcript is spliced from 2 exons. Bases 73 to 2493 code for a protein of 806 amino acids. Lineage: Eukaryota; Metazoa; Mollusca; Bivalvia; Pectinida; Pectinidae. The record is from RefSeq and is a predicted model, not a curated record.